UGUCAAUCAGUUCCUGGCACAGCGUAAAAAUCCCAACGGCUGUCCUAUCAAAAUGACAUACUUUACCUCCCUCAACUACACUAACUAUACGCUUGUCACGGAUUGGUUUGUAGCUGGCAAUGAAAUUGCUGACCAUACUAUGACUCAUGUCGGUACUCCACCAGUGGAAGAAAUCAACGGCAACCUCAUUGCUUUGAAUGCACUCGCUGGUAUCCCGUUAACGUCUAUCAAAGGCUUCCGUGCUCCCUACCUUAAUUACAGCGCAGAGACUCUUCAAUUACUUGCUGCAUCCGAGUUCACCUACGACUCUUCGUCUGCGGCAUCCAUACCUGUCACAGACUCUGGCACGGACGCAUGGUGGCCAUACACUCUUGACAAUGGUUUUGCAAAUGACUGCUUGUCCGUCGAAGGUUUAUGCAAAGGCGAACCCAAACUUCCUGGAUUUUGGGAGAUACCGAUGUAUGCGUUCUUCGAUGAUUUGGGGAUAAACGGACCACACUUGAUGGACCCGUGGCUUGAUGCAGCGAACGGUGGAAGCACGGUUAAUGACACGGCCACGUUCAAUUAUAUGAAGAGCACGUUCACUGCGCACUACAAUGGCAACCGUCAACCUAUUGGGCUUUAUACGCAUCCUAUUCAUCUUUCUACGACCUACCCUGGUGUCAACCCCCCCAACUCGACUAUCCAGAUGAUAAAUGCAUUCCUUGAUUGGGCGCAAGAGCAGCAGAAUGUCUGGAUAGUAUCUAACGAGCAACUACUUGCUUGGGUACAGAACCCUGUUCCCGUCUCUCAACUCAGCUCUGUCGACGCUCUCAAGUGCCCUACACCUUCCGUAGACGCGUCGAAGAAAAUUUGCAAUGGAAUGCCUCAGAAUGAGGCGGGUCUGUUGAGUCAUUGCGAUUUCUCCGACUUCCCGUUCUAUACUUGUUACGGAUGUCCAGAGGUUGAGGUUUCUCCUGGUAACCCUAAUCCUCCUCAGCAAGUUCCACAGGGUCAGCAAGCUCGAUACAGACUUCCUGCAAACUGCUCGACGCCUUUUUGGGAUCCUAUUGCCGGACAAUGUAGCUGCACCUCGUCGACAUGUGCAUUCACAGACAACUCGAGGCCCAUAGGACCAAAUGGUGCAAAUCUCACAGGGGGUGGCACUGGCGGCGGUUUCGGGUCUAGCUCUGGGCCAUCUGCAACUCCUACGUACGAUCCCUUUAAUGGUAAUGGUGGCGUUGGCCUGGGCAUUCCUGGGGCGGCCAUCUUGGGGGGGAUUGUGACCGUGGUUGUAGGAGGGCUAAUUGGAGGAGCUGUUGUCGGAUUCUAAUCGACCUAGGCCACUAGGAAAGGCGAAGUGUUGAUUUAACGGUGAUAUAAAUUGGAUAUUCGAACAGACUUCAUCUCUUUAUUUCCUAUUCACGUCUAACUGGUAUCCUUGGCCUGUUCGCAUUUGAUUGGACAAUAUGGUGUUGGUUUUAGCUGAAUCCGACCUUCUGAUCUUGACCCAGUUCAAACUCAUAGACAGUUCCAUACUUAUCUUAUCUGCAAUUUUGCUUAUGGAUUAUUGGUCAUUACUCGUUUAAUUGCAUUUUUCUUUCGAAGUAGCCUUUUUAUUCACGAACUAUAGUGAUCAUGGAUAUUUGCUUUUGUGGACUUUGCUAUUUCUCGAUAAGACGAGGACAUCAAUAAAUUAGGCAUAAUGUGAUUGUGAAAUGGACUGUUAUUGCCUU
Serpula lacrymans var. lacrymans S7.9 is the source of this 1715-nucleotide messenger RNA. RefSeq lists its product as uncharacterized. Bases 53 to 1312 code for a protein of 419 amino acids. Gene Ontology annotation, biological process: carbohydrate metabolic process. NCBI's taxonomy places the organism in Eukaryota, Fungi, Basidiomycota, Agaricomycetes, Boletales, Serpulaceae. The transcript is spliced from 8 exons. The record is from RefSeq and is a predicted model, not a curated record.